AUGGCCGACUCAAGGGGCCGUCCGGCUUCCUCUGAUCCACGCGAUAUCCGCAGAGCAAAAAGUCCUCAAGAUGCGGCCGACUCCCCUGUACCAUCGUCUCAUGCCUCAAGAUAUGCUUCGACAGCAAGAUUGGCCUCUCCAGUUCCCUCUUCACCUCAUCUAGGUACCCCACCCGUCCGGCAAGUACCAACCCCAAGUCAAAUCGCAGAAGCCAAGCAAGAUGAGCUGCCCAAGGUCGAAGCACAAUCUUCACUCCCGGGUCCCGGACAGUCGGCGAUUGCUGCCGCUCUAGCACAGAAAAGAGACCGCAAUAGUCCUCAAAGUGGUACACCGCCACGAAGAAUAUCUUCACCGGCCACUGCUGGCAAGGCAAUUGAACAGGCAGAGAAUCGAAGCAAUUAUGGUUCAGUUGAUCUGCGAGGUGGGGCUGGUAGUCCCGCCCCUUAUGAAGAUGCAGAGAUUGUUCGGAGACAUCUGGUCAAGCCAGAAAAUGGCAGCGGAAGGUUGGGAAGGCCGUUAAAUGGAAGCCAUGAGGCAGGACAGGGUCUGGAUGACGACGAAUUCUCAAGCUUAAGAUUGCAAGGUGGAGAUAUCACCAGACCUAUCUACAGAUGGACAGAAGAGCAUGGCGCGAGUUCUGGCAGACAAAACAGGAGAAGUCAAAGCUUUCAUGUCACGAGGCCAGAGCCAGACAGCGAAGUGCUGGAUAUCUCGAACAUCAAAAUUCCUGGGGGAUUUCGAAGAAAUUUCAUUCGAAUGGCAGCUGAUAGUCCCGAGCCUUCAAAUAGGGUGUCCUAUGGAGGUACGGAUGCAGGAGGCCGCGCUCCAGCCCCAGCAGCACAAAAUCGCCCGCCACCAAAACUGUUGACCAACAAUUUCCUGGAAUUCUUGACGAUAUAUGGGCACUUUGCGGGAGAAGAAUUGGAGGAAGAUGACGAAGUGCUGGAACCGGAUGAGUAUUUCUCCUCUGAUGCCUGGGAUGCUCGAGGCUACGAGGAUGAAGAAAGCGAUCGCGAGCCUGGUGAAGGCAGCGCCCUAAUCACUCCCAGAACGCCGGGUGGCCGAAAACGAAAGCAUAAAGAACGCGGUACUGGAAACAACACAAGCUUUGGCGCUGUUCUCCUUCUUCUGAAAUCGUUCGUGGGUACCGGUGUACUGUUUCUUCCGCGGGCUUUUCUCAAUGGUGGCAUGCUUUUCUCUACUCUGGUUCUGCUUGGGGUCGCUCUGCUAAGUUUCCACUGCUUUAUUCUGCUCGUCAACACGCGGCUGAAGAUCGACGGAUCCUUUGGUGAUAUCGGUGGGAUUUUGUAUGGAAGAUGGAUGCGGACACUGAUACUGUCUUCGAUCGUCCUCAGCCAGAUUGGCUUUGUCUCAGCAUACAUUGUCUUCACAUCUGAGAAUCUACAAGCGUUCAUUCUUGCCGUAUCCAAGUGCAGAACGUAUAUCAACAUCAAGUGGAUGGUGCUGAUGCAGCUCGUCAUAUUCCUUCCACUGAGCUUGAUCCGAGACAUCAGCAAACUGGGAUUCACCGCCCUCAUUGCAGAUGUCUUCAUCAUGCUCGGCCUCAUCUACCUGUACUAUUACGAUAUCGCCACCAUCGUUGACCAAGGCGGGAUCUCAGAUGUUACCUCUUUCAACCCAGCAACCUGGACCCUGUUUAUCGGCACCGCCAUCUUCACUUUCGAAGGCGUGGGUCUGAUCAUUCCUAUCCAAGAGUCGAUGAAACAACCCCGGACAUUCCCUUUUGUCCUCGCCCUCGUCAUGGUCAUCAUCACUAUCCUCUUCACAUCCAUGGGCGCUCUCUCCUACGCCGCGUAUGGCUCCGCCACCAAAACAGUUGUAAUCCUCAACCUACCGCAAGACGACAGAUUCGUCAACGCGGUGCAGUUCCUCUACAGCCUGGCCAUCCUCCUCAGUACACCAUUACAGCUCUUCCCCGCCAUCCGGAUCAUGGAGAACGAACUCUUCACCCGCAGCGGGAAAUACAACCGCUGGAUCAAGUGGAAAAAGAACGUCUUCCGCUUCGUGCUCGUCAUGCUCUGCGCCAUGGUCGCCUGGGUUGGGGCGGGGGAUCUGGAUAAAUUCGUCGCGUUGGUGGGCAGCUUUGCUUGCGUGCCGCUCGUUUAUGUGUAUCCGCCACUCCUCCACGUCAAAGCCGUCGCCCGCACCCACUGGCAAAAGACAGCCGACUACGCCCUCUUCUGCUUCGGCAUCGUCGGCUGCAUCUACACCACCACCCUCACCAUCACGCAGUGGGUCGGCAAUUCGACUCUGAAGAGCCCGGAUAGGUAUUGCGAUGUUUAG
This is a messenger RNA of Endocarpon pusillum Z07020, 2304 nucleotides long. RefSeq lists its product as uncharacterized. Gene Ontology annotation, molecular function: amino acid transmembrane transporter activity. Gene Ontology annotation, biological process: amino acid transmembrane transport. Bases 1 to 2304 code for a protein of 767 amino acids. The transcript is spliced from 2 exons. NCBI's taxonomy places the organism in Eukaryota, Fungi, Ascomycota, Eurotiomycetes, Verrucariales, Verrucariaceae. The record is from RefSeq and is a predicted model, not a curated record.